Molecule: messenger RNA, 3768 nt
Organism: Hydatigera taeniaeformis
Lineage: Eukaryota; Metazoa; Platyhelminthes; Cestoda; Cyclophyllidea; Taeniidae
Source: the annotation of a GenBank genome assembly
UGUCCCUUGGUUCGCCGGGAAGGCUGUGCGAUUGCUAUGAAUGAGUUUACAGACCCCAAUGCUCCUGGUCGACCGUUUUCAUGCAUUUCCACUGAAGCAGGCGGAACUGCAGAUUCUUCCCACUUUUACAGUGACGUUCAGCAGUCUGAAGCGCCAUCAUUGUGCAAUGGGUCACAAAAGUUUUGCACCUCAGGGAAUGGCGGUAGUUAUGAGUGGUCAGCCACUGAGGAGCCUUCAAUUGCAGACCUGAAACAUACACCUAGACGGCCAGGAGAAAUACCAUUCGACGACUCAAAAUCCAUAUGGGAUAGUUCUUACGGCCCGCUGAACGUAACGAACGCUCAAUCAUCCCGCAUAUGGGGUUUUGGCACUUCCGCAUUUCCCCAACCUGCUGUAGUAAAGGAUUCGCAGCGUGAUACUCCCCUUACUCGUGUUUCUCAAGCACCCUACAAUUGCUUAUCAAAUGUCGGAUUUAAUUAUGGUGGGGGCUUACCAAUGUCUCCUGUCAACAAGGAUAUGACUGAAAUAGGCCAACAAAUGAUAGAUCACGUCCUAUGUAACUCGCCAAACAACGCCUGUGAUCAAUUUCUAUCCGCUCACGCUCAAGUUUCUUCUGCUGAUAACAUGGCCUCUCCGUUUCCUUCGUCACAAGUUCGGUCGGAUUUCCACUCCGUGCCAGCAGAUCAGGCAGCAUCUUCCCCAUACCAUGCUCCAGCGGAACAGACGCUAAACUCGCUUCCUUUGACCCUCGUAGCAAACGGUGGAGAGAGUAGGAUGGAGGAGACUCAAUUGCCUCAGACGCCCAUACCUCCUAUGGACCCUAGUGCUGUCGCCUCCGUCUUUAACAGUUCUGCUGCAGUGUCCAAUUUAGCCCGUUACCUGGCUGCUCAAGCUGAUACACUUCAAAAUCAACAGAAUGCUUGCCCUCAACAAAACAGCUCUAUGCCUCGAGAUAUUGCGUUUUUAACCGCUCAGAUGAAUACAAUGCGGGUGGAUCCACAUCAGCAAACAACCGCUCCAUCAUUUUUACCUCCCACUACAACUAGUUCUUUCACCAACGGUUUUACUCACAGUGUUCCUGGUGACCUUGCUGGACCAAUGCCUACUGCCAACUUCACAUCUGGUGCCUUUAAUGGUCCGCCUGUCCAAAUCAAUGGUACUUCUUGCCUCAUGCCAGCAGACCAGAUGCCAACUGGAUUUUAUCCUCCACCUCAAAGUGAAGCCUCUCCUGUCACCUACUUUUCUGGUACUCCCUUCGACAAUCGUGGGCCACCACCGGCACAACCACCGCUGUCGUUACUUGGCGCCGAAGGUGUUCGCACACCUAGUGUUCAGUCCAACGAUACACCAGUUGGCGUCCAGACCGCACUUGCGAACCAGCAGGCAGCUUACUACGCACAGUUGCUCGCUGCAGCAAUGAAUGGUGGUGUUCCACCAGUUGCGCCGCGGGUGUCUAUAACGGCACCUCCAUCCAACCUUUCUCCUGCUAGCGGUGCAGUGAGUGGAGGAUCUAUCACCGCUCCUUGUGCAUAUGAAUCACAUUCACAAAAUCAAAGCGAAUCCUUGUCUCAGGGGCAAUACAAUGUUGAGAAAUUCAAGGCUUACAGUGAUGGUGGAGGUAAUGGUCUGGCAACAACUAUUCUUCCUUCUGGUUCAACUAUGGUACAACAGCUGCCGCCACUGCCAUUCAGUCAACAGCAGCAUCACCCUAAUUUUGUCCCUUCCCGACUUUCUGCACUUCCAAUAAAUCAACAGCAGCAACAACUACACACACAGCGGUCUUCAUUGUCUGACCCCCGACUACCUCUCACCCCGACAAUGGGCGUAAACUUCUGUUUUGAGAGUGCUGUCACUCCAGCAUCACAAUAUACCACCACUCCAUCUCCUUUUGCUCCCAUGUUACCUCCUCCCUUUCCAAACGCGAGUAUCGCUCCUACCGAAUGCCUGCCGAUCCCCCCUUCCACCCCUGAUUUAGGUGUUCCUCCCCAGGGUCUCCCAUCCGGCUUCCCUCCAUUGGGCUUUCCUCGUCGUUUCAUCACUCCACCGUCAUCGACGUCGUCAGCAUCUCAACGUAGACCUCACUUCAGUCGACCACAUCUAAUGGAGAGUCCUAAUUUCUUUGCAGUGCCUCCCCGAGGGCUGAGGGGUCUUCAGCCUGGCAAUCAGCAAAGACUUUUACUUUUCAAAAACCAAGCUAUGAAUAUUUUUGGUCCCACUAGUGGUGCCAGCUCUGGUGGUCGUUUGCCAUUUGUGUCACAGUCUGUCCCAACGCCCACCAUGUUUCCUGCGAUGACAUCAUCGGUUUCAGGGGUUUUUCCAGCUGUCUCAGCUUCAGUGAUGUCGGAACGGAGUCGCUUGUUGGAGGAUUAUAGGUUUACUCGGAUGUCUUUUCUGACACUUCACGAUCUGCUGGGCCACAUGGUGGAGUUUGCGCAGGAUCAGUACGGUUCUCGACUCAUUCAGCAAAAGUUGGAGCAAGCUAGUGCCGUAGAUAAGACUGCCGUCUUUCGCGAGGUCAUUCCUCAUUGCCACAUUCUUAUGACGGAUGUCUUUGGCAAUUACGUUAUUCAAAAGUUCUUCGAGCUUGGAACUCCUGAGCAAAAAAGGGUUUGUCUCGUUACGAUUUAUGAUUUUAAGCUAUAUAUUGUUCACAUACUGGUGCAGCAAAUCAAAGGGCAAGUGCUGACACUUUCGCUUCAGAUGUAUGGGUGUCGGGUGAUCCAGAAGGCCAUUGAGUCUGUCAACCUAGAAACGCAAAUCAGCCUAAUGAGAGAACUUGAUGGAUCUGUGUUGAAAUGUGUGAAGGACCAGAACGGCAACCACGUUGUUCAAAAGUGCAUUGAAUAUGUUCCUUCUGAGCACCUUCAAUUCAUCGUUGACGCCUUCAAAGGGAAUGUGCAUUCAGUUUCAACACACUCGUAUGGUUGUCGUGUGAUUCAACGCAUUCUAGAGCACUGCAGUGCCGAACAAACGGCUCCAAUUUUAGAAGAGCUGCAUCAGUGCGCAGAGUCCCUCUUCGAGGACCAGUAUGGAAAUUAUGUUAUUCAGCCUGACAUCUUCGAUUCCUCUCAGCAUAUAUUUGAACACGGUCGAACGGAGGAGAAGAGUCGCAUGAUUGAUCGACUUCGAGGACGCGUAGCUGCCCUCUCCGUGCAUAAAUUCGCCAGUAAUGUUGUUGAGAAAGCUGUUACUAACGCUAGUCGUCAGGAGAGACAGGCUUUAAUCAACGAGGUACUGGAGAAUGUUGAUUCAAGUCAAACUCAAGUCACUGCAAUGGAGUGUCUGGAUGAAAGGGAAGAUACCUCAAUUCUAUGGACUAUGAUGAAAGAUCAGUUCGCCAACUAUGUAAUACAGAAAAUGCUUGAUGUAGCGGAGCCGCCAAUUCGCAAGGAGCUGAUGGCGCGCAUCCGACCUUACAUCAACAGCCUCCGUAAGUACACAUAUGGGAAACACAUUAUCGGUAAGAUGGAGAAAUACUAUUCGAAGACUGUUAGUAGCAGUCACAUUCCUUAUUUUCCACCGGAGGAGUUAGACAAUGCAAGUCUCCACUCCUCGUCCUCUUUAACUGAAUCUUCAAAUUUACCGACUGGGGGGUCGGUUGUGACGGCUGAUGAGAAUUCCCACCCUUCUCCUCUUCAGACAGAGUUUUUGCAUCAUGUGACUGCAUCAGAAAAUCACUAUGCCUCAACUGAGGAUGGGAACCAAACAGUGGAAAUCGAAACGGGAAUAGCUAAUCAGUCAGUAGUUUCGGAACCAGUGGAGGCCUAA